Messenger RNA from Capsicum annuum, 2720 nucleotides. RefSeq names its product probable glycosyltransferase At5g03795. Gene Ontology annotation, molecular function: glycosyltransferase activity. The record is from RefSeq and is a predicted model, not a curated record. The transcript is spliced from 4 exons. Lineage: Eukaryota; Viridiplantae; Streptophyta; Magnoliopsida; Solanales; Solanaceae. Bases 618 to 2621 code for a protein of 667 amino acids.
UUGGAUAUUUGUUUAGAGGUUUGACUAAAUUCAACCUAAGUCUCACGAUUGGAUUGGUAAAAUCUUUGUGAAUCUAGCUAUUAGAGGUUAUUGUAAAUAAUUUUGUAAGGAUAUUAGUUAUAAAUUGUAAUAAUUUAGUGCUAUUUUGGUCUUAUUAUACUAAUAAUUUUUCCGGUAACCGAAACUAAUUUGGACUUAUUUCAAAUUUGCCGAAUAAUAAUCGGUCAUCAUAUCACACAUUUCUUCUCCUGCUAGGGCUAAGCGGUGCAUGUGGUAUUUAUAAGAUACCGUCUCAUCAACCUAUAUCUAACUUCUGUUACCUUUGUGAUUUUUCUUCCAUUUUUUUCUUCUCGAAUUUUUCAGAAUUCUUGGUUUAAUCAUAAGGAUUAUAUAUCAUGAAUUUUUCUUUGAAAUCUCUUUGCAAAUCUUUUUGGUUUUAAUUCUUCCUUUUGUGAUAGGUAAGUGGUAAAAGAACAACAUAACCCCCUAACCCCACAAAGUGAGGUCUAGGGAGGAAGGGUAGAUUGUACCCUGACCUAACCUCCAAGUAGAGGUAGAGCUGUUGUAUUCGAUAGGCCAUCUAGCUUCAAGAAAGAGGUAAAUUCAACAGAGAAAUUAUGGGUUCUGAUUUUCUAUGCCGCGCUGAGACCAGGAGAGUAUUAUGGGUAAUGGGAGGUGUUUUUGCAUUUUCAUUACUUGUUCAAUAUUUUGAACUUCCAUAUGGCAACUUUAUAGGCUCCUUAUUUUCUGGUUUAAAUUCCAAUAGAAUGAACAACAAUAAUACGCAAAUCAAUUUUACUGCUGGAUUCGAUACGAAAAUCAAGAGUGGUAAACCUGGAGUGGAAUUGCUUAAACCAAACAGGACCUUAGCACCAGAAGGCGCUAAGGAAUUUGGGAAUAUAUUGAAAGGUCAUGUAGUCCCAAUGUUGGAAGAAAACAAUAAAGAUGAUACGGUCCCUCUAGCAGCGAAUGUUGAAUCAGCGCCAAUGAUUCCCCUAGCUCCACAAAUUGAUGAUAAUUUGACUGCUUCGAGUAAUUUGGCUACUCGGAGUGAUGAAGUAGCUGGUAUUGUCCCUUUAGCAUCGUAUUUCCCAUCAGCGCCUAUGAUUCCACCAACUCCACAAGUUUAUGAUAAUUUGACUGCUCCAAGUAGUUCCACAACUACUCGGAAUGUAUCAGCUAUUACUGUCCCUUUAAAUUCGAAUGACACAAUACAGCUGAUGAAUUCACCAGCUCCUGCUGUUUCACUUAGACAUGUUGACGAUAAUUCUACUGUUCUGUCUAGUUCGCGUAAUGCUUAUGGUGCCACCCCUGCUCCAACUGAAGCAACAGGGCAAUUAAGAAACAGUCUUGCCUCGUCAGGCAAUGGUUAUACUAUGACCAAAAAAACUCCUGUUGCUAAGAAAGAAUCAGAUAAGCUAGUAAAAGGUGUUGUGUCGAUAUCUGAAAUGACUAAUAUGUUGCUUCAGAGUCAUCAAUCAAACCUUUUAACGAAUCCAAUGUGGUCUUCUGCGGGUGAUGAAGAAUUGUUGAGUGCAAAAUCACAGAUUGAAAUUGGAGCUAACAGUAUCAGUGAUCUUGGCCUAUAUGCACCAGUUUAUCACAAUGUUUCAAGGUUUAAAAGGAGCUAUGAGUUAAUGGAACAGAAUCUCAAGGUUUACAUCUACAAAGAGGGCAAGAGACCCGUAUUUCAUCAACCGCCGCUCAAGGGCAUUUAUGCUUCAGAAGGUUGGUUCAUGAAGCAGUUAAAAGCAAGCCAGCAAUUCCUCACCAAUGACCCAAACAAAGCACACCUGUUUUACGUGCCUUUUAGUUCUCAAAUUUUGGAACAAGUGGUGUAUGUGCCUGGUUCUCACAGCUUCACCAACUUAAAAGCUUAUUUGAAGAAUUACCUUGAUUUGAUCAAGGGAAGAUAUCCAUUCUGGAACAGAACACAAGGAGCUGACCAUUUUCUUGUUGCUUGUCACGACUGGGCCCCGGAAGAAACUAGGUAUGAGAUGGCAAAUUGCAUAAAGUCUUUAUGCAAUGCUGAUUUAAAAGAGGGAUUCAAGUUUGGAAAGGAUGCUUCUCUACCAGAAACGUACAUUGUCUCAGCUGAUACCUUGAGAAGCCUUGGGGGCAAACGUCCUAGCCAACGAAAAUUCCUUGCUUUCUUUGCUGGAAGUAUGCAUGGAUAUGUCCGUCCUAUUCUUUUAAAGCAUUGGCAAAACAAAGAUCCAAUCAUGAAAAUCUUUGGCAAGAUGCACAACAGUGACUACAUCCGGCACAUGAAGAGCAGCAAGUACUGUAUAUGCGCAAGGGGUCAUGAAGUCAACAGUCCACGAGUUGUGGAGGCUAUUUCUUACGAAUGUGUUCCUGUGAUCAUAUCUGAUAACUUUGUACCGCCAUUUUUGGAGACAUUGAACUGGGAAUCGUUUGCUGUUUUCGUCCAAGAGGAGGACAUACCUAAUCUGAAGUCUAUACUCGAGUCAAUCCCGCUAAGAAGAUACCUGAAACUGUAUAACAAUGUGAAGAAGGUACAACAACAUUUCCUUUGGCAUCCUGAAUCUGAAAAGUAUGAUACCUUCCACAUGAUACUUCAUUCUAUUUGGUACAAUCGAGUUUUCCAGAUUGCAUCCUAGUUGUGGAUUUGAUGGUGUUGUAGCUUUUGUAAGGAAAAAAGAGAACAAAAAUAUAGUAAAUUAUUUCGAUUGAUUGGUAAAUGCUACUCCCUAAUGCUA